AUGAAUGUCUCAAGGUCGGCUGCAAGGUCUUCGAGAUGGUCGAAGCCCAUUGAGCAAUUCCUACGGGAAUCUACACAAACGUCACCGAGACGGGGGUGUGCUUCCGCAACAAGAGUCACGGCUAUACAGAAUGCACAACAACCACGUCAGCAACGGUUGGCAGGACAAGCAGGCGGUUAUGGCAGAGUCGAACAGAGAAGAGCGUUUUCAUACUCGCCGAUAUCUUUACACGGGCAUCUUGAUCCGCCAAAGCCGGGAGAAGAGCUACACGUUACCUUCAUAGACAAGGACGGGGAUGAGCAGACUUUCGUAGUCGCAAAGGGAGACAAUCUCUUGGAUAUCGCUCAAGCCAACGAUGUUGAGAUGGAGGGCGCAUGUGGAGGCUCUUGCGCAUGCUCAACGUGCCAUGUCAUAAUCGAGGAUGAGGGAUUGUACGAUAAGAUGGAGGAGCCUGAUGAUGACGAGAACGACAUGUUGGACCUUGCCUUCGGCCUGACCGAAACAUCACGACUGGGUUGCCAAGUGAAGAUGAACAAGGAGCUUGAUGGAUUGAGGGUCAAGCUACCAUCGAUGACAAGAAACCUACAGGCAAGCGAUUUCAGCCAAAAGAACGAGAGAUCUGAUAAUUAG
Messenger RNA from Pseudogymnoascus destructans, 630 nucleotides. It is a transcript of the gene YAH1, whose product is annotated as mitochondrial matrix iron-sulfur protein. Gene Ontology annotation, biological process: positive regulation of oxidoreductase activity; P450-containing electron transport chain. The transcript has 3 exons. Gene Ontology annotation, molecular function: 2 iron, 2 sulfur cluster binding. The record is from RefSeq and is a predicted model, not a curated record. Gene Ontology annotation, cellular component: mitochondrion. Lineage: Eukaryota; Fungi; Ascomycota; Leotiomycetes; Thelebolales; Thelebolaceae. The coding region runs from base 1 to 630 and encodes 209 amino acids.